Messenger RNA from Erinaceus europaeus (western European hedgehog), 3429 nucleotides. RefSeq names its product SPT20 homolog, SAGA complex component (gene SUPT20H). The transcript has 25 exons. Gene Ontology annotation, molecular function: transcription coregulator activity. Bases 514 to 3075 code for a protein of 853 amino acids. The record is from RefSeq and is a predicted model, not a curated record. Lineage: Eukaryota; Metazoa; Chordata; Mammalia; Eulipotyphla; Erinaceidae. Gene Ontology annotation, biological process: regulation of transcription by RNA polymerase II. Gene Ontology annotation, cellular component: SAGA complex.
CCAGGCGCCUGUCGGAAGUGAGUGCGCCGGAACAGGCCCCAGGUUCGCGCCGGGCUGCUGCGCGGGAGCGAGGGGGCGUGGAGCGAGGCCGGCGCCUGGGCGCUUUACGGGCAGCGCGGGGCCAGGCCCGGUAUCUGUCAUCCCCCAGCGAGGCACCGGCGCGCUCCUGAGGCUGGUGGUGGCGGCGGCGGCGGCGGCGGCGGCGGCGUGGGCGUGGCGGCGAGGCGCGCGAGACCCAGGCGGGGUCGGAGGUUAGCGGGAGGCGUCCCGAGUGGCUUUUCGCCACUUUCCGGAGCCUGGAGUCUGCGGUCGGGGUGGCAGCGGGGAAACGUUACCUACCCCUCUGAGACGCUUCCCCUGAGUCGCCUUGCUGCCCGAUCUCCGCUUUUCAUGUCCGGCUUUGGCUUUUCGAUUUUAGUGACAGCAUAUUAAGUUUGAUAAUAACAUGUUUUACACUCCGCUUUGUCAGCACACAUAAGUUCUCGCUUCUUUUUGGAUGCCUAUUUUAUAACAAUGCAACAAGCUUUAGAACUAGCUUUGGAUCGUGCAGAGUAUGUCAUUGAAACUGCUCGACAGAGACCUCCUAAAAGGAAAUACCUGUCUGGUGGAAGAAAAUCUGUAUUUCAGAAGCUUUAUGAUUUAUAUGUAGAAGAAUGUGAAAAAGAGCCUGAGGUUAAGCAGAAAUUAAGAAGAAAUGUGAACUUGUUAGAGAAGCUCGUUAUGCAAGAGACAUUGUCAUGCCUAGUGGUCAACCUAUACCCAGGAAAUGAGGGCUAUUCUCUGAUGCUCAGGGGAAAGAAUGGAUCAGAUUCUGAGACCAUUCGACUGCCUUAUGAAGAAGGGGAAUUGCUUGAAUACUUGGACGCAGAAGAAUUACCUCCUAUUUUGGUUGAUCUUCUAGAAAAAUCUCAGGUUAAUAUUUUUCAUUGUGGAUGUGUCAUAGCAGAAAUACGUGACUACAGGCAGUCUAGUAAUAUGAAAUCUCCUGGUUACCAAAGUAGACACAUCCUUUUACGUCCAACAAUGCAGACUUUAAUCUGUGAUGUGCAUUCAAUAACAAGUGAUAACCAUAAAUGGACCCAGGAAGACAAACUUUUGCUUGAGAGCCAAUUAAUCCUAGCCACAGCUGAGCCACUAUGUCUUGAUCCUUCUAUAGCAGUAACUUGCACUGUGAACAGACUGCUUUAUAACAAGCAAAAGAUGAAUACACGACCAAUGAAAAGGUGUUUCAAGAGGUAUUCCAGGUCCUCUCUGAAUCGACAACAGGAUCUCUCUAAUUGCCCACCUCCUCCUCAGCUAAAAUUACUUGACUUCUUACAAAAAAGAAAGGAAAGGAAAGCAGGUCAACAUUAUGACCUCAAAAUUUCUAAAGCAGGAAACUGUGUAGAUAUGUGGAAACGGAGUCCCUGCACUUUGGCUGUACCCUCCGAAGUAGAUGUGGAGAAAUAUGCCAAAGUAGAAAAAUCUAUCAAAUCUGAUGACUCACAACCAACAGUCUGGCCUGCUCAGGAUGUGAAAGAUGACUAUGUGUUUGAAUGUGAAGCUGGCAGUCAGUAUCAAAAAACAAAACUGACCAUUUUUCAGUCACUUGGUGAUCCACUUUACUAUGGUAAAAUACAGCCAUGUAAAGAAGAUGAAGAAAGUGAUGGCCAGCUGUCUCCAUCCCAGUUCAUCAUUGGAUCGAAGACUGAUGCUGAGAGAGUGGUUAAUCAGUACCAAGAAUUGGUUCAGAAUGAAGCAAAAUGUCCAGUCAAGAUGUCACACAGCUCCAGUGGUUCAACCAGCUUGAAUCAGCUUUCUCCAGGGAAAGAAACAGAACAGCCUGAAACUGUGUCAGUUCAGUCUUCUGUACUAGGGAAGGGAGUAAAACAUCGACCUCCACCAAUCAAACUUCCCUCAAGCUCAGGAAAUAGUUCUACAGGUAACUAUUUUACACCACAACAGGCCAGCAGCUUUCUUAAAUCUCCAACUCCUCCUCCUGUUUCUAAGCCACCAAGCCUUUCUAGGAAGUCAUCUGUGGAUCUUAAUCAAGUUGGCAUGCUUUCUCCAGCUGCCUUGUCACCUGCCAGCUCAUCACAAAGAUCUGGAACUCCUAAGUCAUCUACUCCUACACCAACCCCUUCAUCGACCCCACACCCUCCUGAUGCUCAGAGCUCAACUCCUAUUACCCCUUCAGCCACCCCUACUCCCCAAGAUUCAGGCUUCACCCCUCAGCCCACUUUGUUAACUCAGUUUGCUCAGCAGCAAAGGUCUCUGAGCCAGGCAAUGCCUGUAACGACCAUUCCUCUUUCCACCAUGGUAACAUCAAUAACAACAGGAACCACAGCCACCCAAGUCAUGGCAAACUCUGCUGGACUUAACUUCAUCAAUGUAGUGGGCUCUGUUUGUGGAGCUCAAACUUUGAUGAGUGGUUCAAACCCUAUGCUGGGCUGUAACACUGGUGCCAUAACUCCUGCUGGAAUAAACUUGAGUGGCCUUCUCCCCUCAGGGGGCCUACUACCAAAUGCAUUGCCUGGUACAAUGCAGGCAACUUCUCAAGCAGGUGUUCCAUUUGGUUUAAAAAACACUUCAAAUCUCAGGCCCUUAAACCUACUGCAGCUCCCAGGUGGCCCACUUAUUUUCAACACAUUACAGCAGCAGCAGCAGCAGCAACUUUCUCCGUUCACAUCACAACCACCUCAGCAACCCGUGACUUCAAGUCCUCAGCAGCCAGUGGAGCAGGGUUCUGAACAAGGUUCAACCAGUCAAGAACAGGCCUUAUCUACUCAGCAUGCUGCUGUUAUUAACCUUGCUGGAGUAGGAAGCUUUAUGCAGUCACAGGCAGCUGUGUUGUCUCAGCUUGGCUCUGCCGAGAACAGACCUGAGCAAAGCCUUCCUCAGCAGAGAUUCCAGCUCUCUUCUGCCUUUCAACAGCAGCAGCAGCAGAUACAACAGUUGCGAUUCUUGCAGCAUCAAAUGGCUAUGGCAGCGGCAGCAGCAGCAGCACAAACAGCUCAGCUACAUCGGCGUCGGCAUACAGGCAGCCAGCCAAAAAGUAAAAUGAAGAGAGGCACACCCACCACUCCAAAAUUCUGAGUCUUGCAUCAGUUUUUUUUUCCUCUUUAAAAAGAAAAAAAAGAGCAUUGAAUCAAAAGAAUUAUUUCUACUAUUUUUUUUAAGAUGUCAGUAUUUUACAAUGCUAGAUGCGUAAACUUUAUACAGAAGCACAACCCUGUACUUUUUAAAUACAAAGAAACGGUUUAAGAAACAGUAGGAUUGGUUUGCCCAAGUCAUUCUUAAUAAAAAAUGUUUCUCACUGUACAUAAUACAUAUGGAAGUGAUCCAAGAAAUACUAGAAACCUCUUUCAGAAGAAUGUAGUUUGAUAUUUAUUUAGUAUAAAAGGUUUGUGCACAGUGUAACAAAUAAAAUUUUUACAAUUGUUUUGAAAA